Molecule: messenger RNA, 1837 nt
Organism: Eufriesea mexicana
Lineage: Eukaryota; Metazoa; Arthropoda; Insecta; Hymenoptera; Apidae
Gene: Ddc
Product: aromatic-L-amino-acid decarboxylase
Exons: 11
Coding region: 127-1569 (480 amino acids)
Biological process (GO): amino acid metabolic process; serotonin biosynthetic process; carboxylic acid metabolic process
Cellular component (GO): cytoplasm
Molecular function (GO): aromatic-L-amino-acid decarboxylase activity; pyridoxal phosphate binding
Source: RefSeq, a predicted model, not a curated record
CUCGCGGACCGUGUACCGCUCGAUCGUGAUCGCGGAUUUCGUCUAACUCGCCGCCAGCCGGAUCCAUGUGGAUCGUCGACUGUCAAGUGACCGCAUCGCGACUACGUUGUAACCUGGAAACAUAAAAUGGAUUGCGACACUUUCAAGGAAUUCGCCACGGAAAUGGUGGAAUACAUUACUAACUACCUGGAGAAUAUCAGGGACAGGCGAGUACUGCCAACGGUAGAACCAGGUUACAUGAAACCCCUUUUGCCAACCGAGGCUCCACAAAAGCCAGAAAGCUGGAAGGACAUUAUGACAGACAUCGAAAGAGUAAUAAUGCCAGGUGUUACUCACUGGCAGAGUCCGAAAUUUCAUGCGUAUUUUCCCACUGCCCAAUCAUAUCCAGGACUCGUUGCUGACAUGCUUAGCGGUUCCAUUGCGUGCAUCGGGUUCUCUUGGAUCUCAAGUCCUGCUUGUACCGAACUCGAGGUGAUAAUGUUGGAUUGGUUGGGAAAAAUGUUAGACCUACCCAAAGAAUUUUUAGCUUGCAGUGGUGGCAAAGGAGGUGGUGUUAUUCAGGGAACUGCGAGUGAAGCCACUUUAGUCGCACUUCUCGGCGCCAAGGCUAGAAAAGUAAGGCAGGUCAAGGAACUGCAUCCUGAGUGGACCGAUAACGAAAUUGUGGGAAAGCUAAUCGCUUAUAGUUCCUGUCAAGCACACAGUUCUGUGGAACGAGCUGGUCUUCUUGGAGGCGUAAAAUUCCGCUUACUAGAAGUCGAUUCGAAAUACAAACUUCGUGGUGAGACAUUAGCGGAAGCCAUCCGCAAGGAUAAAGAGCAAGGACUAAUUCCAUUCUACGUCGUCGCGACAUUGGGAACAACAUGCUCUUGUGCAUUCGACCGUCUCGAUGAACUGGGUGUGGUUGCAAAUCGCGAGAACGUUUGGUUGCACGUCGAUGCGGCAUAUGCUGGUUCCUCCUUUAUUUGCCCGGAAUUUAGAUAUUUAAUGAAAGGCACCGAAUUAGCAGAUUCAUUCAACUUCAACCCCCACAAAUGGAUGCUGGUGAACUUCGAUUGUUCAACGAUGUGGCUGAAAGAUCCAACUUAUGUCAUUAAUGCUUUCAAUGUGGAUCCUCUUUAUCUGAAACAUGACAUGCAACAAUCUGCUCCAGAUUAUAGGCACUGGCAAAUUCCACUUGGGCGAAGAUUCAGAGCACUGAAGCUAUGGUUCGUCUUGAGGAUUUAUGGUGUGGAGAAUCUUCAACGAUAUAUCAGAAGCCACGUUGCACAAGCUCAUGAAUUCGAAGCGAUGGUCCUCUCCGAUUCACGAUUCGAAAUUGUCGCGGAGGUAGUAUUGGGACUCGUUUGUUUUCGAUUAAAGGGAUCGAAUGACAUAAACGAGGCGCUAUUGAAGAGAAUCAACGGGGCCGGAAACAUUCAUUUGGUACCCUCGAAGAUAAGCAACACGUACUUCCUGCGAUUCGCAAUCUGCUCGCGAUUCAGCGAGAGCAAAGACAUCCAAAGCUCCUGGAAUGAGAUAAAGCUCAGAGCAGACGAGGUCCUCGAGGAGCAAUCGGUUUCUAAGUGAUGGCGGGCUCAGAUAGCUCGUGGUUGCCGAUCCUUGGCGCCUGCAACCUGCAAUCAAUCCUAGACUUCUAGCUGUCCGGCAGUUGAACCAUAAGCGAUGCCAGGUCAAAACCUGUUGCGAGAUCUUUUCUAUUAUCUUUAGAUACUUUACCCGUCAGAGAAUCGAUCUUAUCUUAUUUAUUUGAAUACAUCGAAUUUCAUUUUUCAAAAAAAUUGAAAAAAAUGCAAGACAAUUGAGCGAUAAUUGGCGAGAAAAUAAUACAUAUUUA